AUUGUGGGUUCCUGAUGACGUUUCAUUAAAUGCUCAUUCUAUGCAUAAUGACGCGUUUCAUUGUUUACUAUGUACUGUACGUUUGCCGCGGCGUGGUUUGACAGGAACCAGACGUUACUGCAGAGAUAUGCAGCUCCUCCCAUCAUGCAUUGGAACAUCUUUAAAACCUAUGAACCACAAUCUUGCAAUUAGUUUCCUAAACAUUAUAUCAAAGAGCAGAAUGAGUUCAAAGCUGCUAAGAUACUGUCUCUCCGUCUAUAAACCUGCACUUUUUAUGCUUUGUUCACCUGCGCAAGAAGGUGUGUACACAUCAAGUUGGAGGGACAUCUGGCGCGUAGCCCCGCUUCAGGUCUAGCCCCAGCAUUUGGGAUUGAGGUCCACACUGACUAGGCCAAUCCAGAGUCUGAAUCCUCUUGCUUCGCUGCUGUUCUUUGGGAACUGGAGAAUGGACUUCCAGAAGGUCUCUGGCUGAUGUCUCUUUUGGCUUUAUUUGGUCUUCACCCCCUGAUGAGAGUGGGUAGGCGGAAGCAGGACUCGAGUGUAGUGCCUAGGGGCCAAAUACGGGGCAGGACCUCACCGACACCAUCGCGACGACGUUCAAUGACGUGAUAAAGACACACGCGGCUUAAAUACACUGGCAAGGUGCAGGUGAUUGGACACAAGUGGAAACAAUCAGGGACACGGCAGAAUAUCACUGGGGAUGACAGGACGGGAAGUGGAGCUAAACCAGGGACACAAGAGGCAGGAAACUACAAAAUAAAACGUCUGUGUGCUAAAUGUUAAGCUAUUUCCACCAGCUAGCCUCGGACUGAGUCACUUGUUGAGUUACUUCCUGUUCGGAUCAUUAUAAGCAGUCAUCCAUAUUAUUUAAUAUAUAAUUAUUUGAAGGACGCUGUUACUUUACUCUGUUCGUGUAGUGAAGUAGGAGUAUCUGUCAGUCUGUCUACCUGUCUGACCCCUCGCCUCCCUCAAUACCUGACUCACCUGGUUGUCAUGGAGACCUGUCCUCCCCUCACAAUGAGUCCAUCGGAACGGCUCAGUGAAACACAAGAAGGCGUAGCGCCUCGGGGUCACCUGAGCCGGAUGGCUGCUGAAUGUUUGAUGGAGGCUGUCAGAGAUCCUCUCGGCCAACAGACGUCGGGGAAACACCUGCACAGGUAGACGCCAGGAAGACGGAUAACUGGUAGAGGCUUCGUCGGAACACUCCAACAGGCAGGUACCAUCUCUGUCUCUGUGCCCUUCAGCCGUCUGUAACUGUACUUCCUUCACAGGGCAGAAGAACACGUCUCCCUCCUGCAGGACAUAAUCAGGUGUAUCCCGUCUCAGGCGCAGAUAUUGGGUUUGAUUUUUGUAACUUUAAGUUGGUUUAACAAGAAUGAGGACUUGCGUUUGAUUAACCGUCUAUUUAUAUUUAUGUAUACAGUCAGAGGUUUGGACACACCUUCUCAUUUAAUUCCAUGAGAACGUGUGUCAAAACAAAUGUGCUAAUAUAUAUAUACAUAGUAUUAUAUAUUCAAAAUUCAAUAAUACAUUAAAACUAGUGUAUUGCACGUUGGAAGCCUUCUCGGAGCAACGGGAUAUACAUUUAGUUUCUUAACAGGUACCAGAAGAAACAUUGGUCUUUCAUCAGCUUGAUGCAGAAUGCAGCAUGUGUUCAGUAGUACGGGUCCCUGUUAGUGAGGGAAAGGGGUCCAGCACAAAGGAAUCUUCAGUCUGUAGAGACUGGGCAGGCGACCGAUUGGAAAUCCCUAGUGACAGAAUGUUUGUUGUCACAGGCGAUGCUCUCAGGAUGUCCGACGGGAGACAGAGAACGUUGUCCACCUCUGGAGAAUCUCUGUAUCAGGUCCUGAGUUUGCAGAAAGGCUGCAGUCAUGACGACAUCAAGAAGUCCUACAGGAAGCUGGCAUUGCGGUUCCACCCGGACAAGAACCCGGACAACCCGGAGGCAGCAGAGAAGUUCAAGGAGCUGAACAGCGCCCACGCCGUCCUGUCUGACCUCACCAAGAGGAACAUCUAUGACUCCUACGGGUCCCUGGGCCUCUACGUGGCCCAGCAGUUUGGAGAGGACAAUGUCAACACCUACUUCAUGCUGUCCACCUGGUGGGCCAAGGGUCUCUUUCUGGUUUGUGGCGUCCUGACGGGCUGUUACUGCUGCUGCUGUCUCUGCUGCUGCUGUGACUGUUGCUUUGGGAAGCUGAAGCCGACGCCCACAGGUGAGGGGGCGGGGUCAGACUACGUCUCCCCUGACGACCUGGAGGAAGAGAUCCGCAACAACCCCGACGAUGGCGUCGACGCUCCAGUUGUUCAGCAGCCGUUGAACCCCAGUGAGAAAACCCAGCUGAUCAGUGAUGGACACAAACGAUAUGGAGACACCUUCACAUGAAAGACUUUCUGACACACAUCAGGUCGGAAAGGGCCUCCUGACCGAUACGUCACAUGAUCACCUGAUCCAUUUUUUAUCUGGUUUUGUCACAUAUUUAAACCCGAUUGACGUUUUGGUGCAAAUCCUGCUUUGAUUGGACGUUUGGUAUUUUAGGGGCGGUGCUUUAUUAAUCUAUUACAGAUUUAAGUAUAAUCUUGAGUCUGUUUGAUGUAAAUAUUGUCUUGUUUUGGAAGUUUGUUUCCUGUUGAAAAUAAAACACAACCUGCAUAA
Messenger RNA from Gasterosteus aculeatus aculeatus (three-spined stickleback), 2653 nucleotides. Its product is annotated as dnaJ homolog subfamily C member 5. Lineage: Eukaryota; Metazoa; Chordata; Actinopteri; Perciformes; Gasterosteidae. The record is from RefSeq and is a predicted model, not a curated record.